Messenger RNA from Pimephales promelas (fathead minnow), 3968 nucleotides. Its product is annotated as interleukin-17 receptor D. Gene Ontology annotation, molecular function: protein binding; interleukin-17 receptor activity. NCBI's taxonomy places the organism in Eukaryota, Metazoa, Chordata, Actinopteri, Cypriniformes, Leuciscidae. The record is from RefSeq and is a predicted model, not a curated record.
UUUGUAGUCUUCUGUAAUGAAACGUCCCCAUUGAAAAUCAACACAAGGUAUAAAAAGUCACGUAAAAACCACAGGCUAUAAAUCUCUCAUGGUGUUUUUCCUGGAAAGGCAUUUAGGGGAACAAAAUCUGUUUUCACAGAUGCGGAAAGUUAUUUUUGGACAUUGGCUGGUUAGUCCUGCAGGAAUAUGUGGUGGUGUGGUGGUCAUUAUUCCGUUUGCACAUUUAAGCCAAAAGCGCAGCUUCAAGCAGUAAAUCAGGUUAAGCAUACCUGGUGGCACAGCAGAUGGAUUUUGACAGCCUCCCCCCCCCCAGGCCACCACUCCCUCAACUGCUGUUGUUUUCAUUCCCAACCCUCUGCCUACCUCCUCCCUUCCCCUUCCGUUCCACCCCCUCUGCUUUCACUCAAGUGAUCUUCAGUUCUUCAAGAGACCUGGCUUAUCUGCGUUGAGGACAUAGUCGUGUUGGGGUUUGAAGACGGUUUUCAGUGUCCUUCAGGCAGGUAAAGGGAGUGGGAUGAGGCCACCCACACUGACCCUGGAUCUGCUCCUGCUGGUCAGUUUAUCCCUCGGCGCCCAUGGUGAAUCUUACAGACCUCAGAGUUGCACGCUUGAAUGCAUCCGCUUGGGAGACCCAAGAUGUGAAUACUGCAGAAUCACAGCAGACGAUGUGCAAAUAUCUCCCAUUAUUCCCUCCUCCAGCCCGUUUGGAAGUUGUGUACCUUGGCCUUGUCAAUAUUUUCUAGGUCAGGAAACCCCAGAGGUCUGCCAGCAUUAUGUUCACCCACCUCAAAAUAUUCACAUCGAGUUUGAAGCCAAUAAAGAUCCAACAUUUGAUACCAUUACUGUAUCAUGGAACCCAAGUCAAUAUGGUAUUGCAUUCUUACGAGGAUUUCAAGUAACCCUUCAGGCUCUUGGUGGAUCUCAAUUAUCAUGUCAGCUCUUUCUCCUGGGUAGCAAUCUGUCCCUCACCCCUGCACAUGCCCAUCGGGUCUAUUACUCGGAUCCCUUCACGAAUCUGUCUUUGGAUAGGGAGUAUGUCGUGACUGUCAUGGCACUCCCCGUCCCUGAGCGGUGGGAGCAUUCCUAUGAGAAGAAAAUGUUUUUCACACGCACAUGUCCUGAAAAAAAUGGUCUUGAAGAGUGUGAGAAAGACUGGUAUCCCAGAUACGUUGAGGUCCACCAGGAGAACCAGGAUGUUUAUGUGACCUUUAACCUUGCACCUGAGAACUUUGAAGUCCGUCAGUAUUUUUCAUCAUGUUUCGGAGGUGGGCUACGAAAUUACACAAGCAUCAAACCGGAUUUUAGUCUCAACAAGACACAUCACACAUACCGGUUGCAGAAUCUCCAAGCAGGGACAAACUACACCUGUCAGAUUGCCGCCGAUGUCGUGGAUGCAGUCAGGAAAACGUUCGUUGUUGUGGUUAAACAUAGCUCUGAAGAGACAUCAACCUCACAUUUGACCGAAAGCCCUUCACUGAUGGUGCUCUUGUCCGUGGGAAUCCUGCUUUCUGCUACCGCAGUCCUCACCUUCAUCGCUGUCUACAAGAAAAGACUGAAGAAGAAACAAGUCCAGACCAAAAUGAGACCAGAAAUCAUCGAACAGUACUAUGACAAAAAACUGUGUGAAGGACAGAGUGUUUUGCUGGACAAACCCACCCGUCCCCCUCGUCUUCUGAUUUGCUAUUCCAGUAAUGAUGGUCCUGCCCACGUCAGAGUCGUGUUGCAACUGGCUGCUUUUUUGCAAAAGCACAUGGCGACUCAAGUGCAUUUAGACUUGUGGGAGGCCUUGCGCAUUAUGGAGGAGGGCAGUUUGGGGUGGCAUUGCAAGAACAUGAAGGAUUGUGACUUUGUGCUGGUCAUCUGCUCCCGAGGUCUCCAUCAGAACCAGUCUGAGGAUGGGGAACCGCUGGAGAACACCACCUUAGUUACUGUUUCCAUGAUCGGAGAGGAGCUGUGUCGUGCCAAAGCGUUGGGUCAAGACCUCUCCAAAUUCAUGGUGGCCAUAUUUGAGUACUCGCGAGAGUCCGAUAUCCCAGCAUCACUAGGUCUCGCUUCAAGAUACACCCUGACUAAAGACUUACCUUUGCUUUUCUCCCAUCUUCACGGAGUGGCUUUGCAGAAGCCUGGAGUUUACCUACAGGUGGAGGAUAUUUUAGAAAGUGGGUACUGUAAACUCCCAGCUGGGGCGGCCCUACAGCUGGCCAUACAGGAGGCCAAGGCACAGUUUUCUGAGGAGCCGACUGAAGAGGAAUAUGUAGGAAAUCCAAUCAUUUCAUAAAAUACAUCGAUAAAUGCACUCACACAACCUAAAGUAUACUUAAAAUUUUUUUCAUAGUCAUACAUAGCCUUUCAAAGUGUAAAUUCAUACACUACAUGGGUGGGUACAUAAGUGCAUAGUCAUUUGGGAUCACAUCUCACACAAUCACAUGUCAGCACGUGUGGAUUUCGAUUAUUAUUUUUUGUUCUUGUUCUGUUUUUGUUUCUUUUCUGACUGUGAAACAAUGGUCCAGGCCAGUGUUGCCAUCUUGUGGGCAAACUAAUUAAUGUAACAACAAAAAUAUGAAUAAGGAUGCAUCUGAAAUCGCAUAUUCGAGUAGUAAUUACUUCACGGGCCCUAAAAAAGUAUGUUCUAUAUAGAAUGAGUUGGUGUAGUAUGUAUGUAAUCUGGAUUUACUGCCUUGCCAUGUUGUCAUUAUCAUGUGACCUACCAAGUUCAGUUGCGAUGCUUCACUGCCAUUCACAAAAGCUGUCAUUGUGACCUCAAGGGAUUGUAAAGUGUCCAUCGUAUGCACACUUCAGAAUCUCGCCAGUAGUAGUAGGUCAUCCGGGUACUUUUUUCCUUCUUUUAUUAGUUCUGUCAAUUCAAACAUACUUCUUUUGUCACAUACUGUUACUGUUAUAGGGAAGUUUGCGAUUUCAGAUGCAGCCUAACAUAAAGCGUGUGCGUGAGCUACGAAAUUACACGUACAUUGAAUGAAAUUCACCUUGCAGAUGAUUUACGUAUUUCCUAGCGGAAGAGGUUUUCAAACUGGGGUCUGGAAGAGAGUCAGUCAGUGGAAAAAUAUAAAAUAAAUACAUUGAAUUACAAAUGUAGGCUAUCAAAAUAAAUACAUUGAUUUUUUUUAAAUAUAUAUCGAAUAGUGAAGUGCAGUAAUAUCAUGAGUAGAAAAAUGUAAUAAAAAAGACAUAUUUGAAGACCCGAUAAUCAUUAAGUACCCAGAAUACCCUAGCAACCACAUAACAACGUACAGAAUACCCUAGCAACCACAUAGCAUCCACUAACAGCUCUCACAGGAGUUCAACUUUAUCUAAAUUGCAUGGGCCUUUUUUUAGAUUGUUGAGAAAAACAAAUGAGAGGGAACCGGAAGUACAGUGAGGUUGCCGAAUGCUGUGAACGAUUGUUUUCAUGCAAAUGUGUAUUGAUUUUGCCUUAUUUGUGUAUUUCCUGCUUAUUUUCAUGAAUGAUAAACAUCAUGUGACAAUGAAUAUCCAUUUGCAUGCAAUCCCAGUAAUCUUUCUAAAGAAUAUAUGGAAAAUGUUUAAGGAUUCUUGAUUUAUUGUAGUGAAUGACCUUAAAUUGUGUCAUUUGUUUACAUGAAGUGUUAUUUUUAAUUAUCUUUAUUAUAUUGUUUGCUGUUUUUUUAAUCAGUUAUUUUUGCAACAGUCUGUGUUUGUCUAAUAUGAAGGGAAAUUACUGUAUUUUAUUUGACAAACUGCCUAAAUGUCUGCUUGGUCUUACAUUAUAAUAAUGCAAGGCUUUUUUUUAAUAUAUAUAUUUUAAUAAUGUAUAAUCUUUAUUAUUAUAAUGCAAGGAAAUUCAGGAGAAAAAACACACAUAUGUCCCAGUGAGUUGUGUUGUGUAACAUCUCUGUUUUUAGAAUAUAAGCUAUAAACUCUUACAUAAAAUGUUUAUGAAAAUGUAUGAAUGCAUGAUGUUUUACAAAUAAACUUCCAUUGUUUUGUAAAUA